AUGGCGCUGUCCAGGGCUGGCUGCUGCGGGGCGCUCUGGCGCCUCGGCCCUGGCCCCGGCCCCGCCGCCGCCCUGAGCCGCGCCCGGGGGCUGCUGGAGCCGCGCCCCGCCCGGGGGGCGCCGAGGUCCCCGGUGUGCUGGCUCUCCACGAAAGCCGGCUCCAGGUCCGUCCUGGCCGCCCUGGCGUCAAGAGCGAAGCGCAUCAACAGGAGGUACGAGAGGUUUUUGGAAAGGACGUUCCCCCGUUUCUACGUGCUGUACGCCACUUUCACGAAAGGAAUCCAAGCGCUCUUCCUGGAAGUCAAAGAAAUAAGAAAAAUCAAAUCUAAAAUGUCCCGUCAGAGACUGAGUGUUCAGCAGCUUCCCUACCGGGAGAUGGAGAGGCUGCGGCAGUUUCGCAGGGACCUGAUCAAGGCCAUUCCCAUCGGAGUUAUCGCCAUCCCGCCCUUCGCCAACUUCUUGGUCAUCGUCCUGAUGUAUUUCUUCCCACGCCAGCUCCUGAUCCGCUACUUCUGGACCCCCAACCAGCAGGUUGAGUUCCUGGACGCCUACGACGCCAUCCGGAGAGACUCGUAUCCGGAUGUGGUGGAGAGUUUAGCCCUGGCAGCACGUUCCCUGCCUGAGCCGCAGCUCCAAAAACGCCUGCAGGAGCUCUGCGCCGAGGUGCAGCAAGGCUCCCAGCCGCGCGUGGCCGAACUCUAUGCUGUGAGAAGUUUGUUUUCGGGAUCUCCGCUGGGUCUGAACAAGCUCCGGGUGUCUCACGUGAAAGCCCUGAGCCAGGUCCUGUUUCUGACCCCUCACUUGCCGGCCUUUUUCCUGAGGCAUCGCCUGCGGAGCCACGUCUUGGAGAUCCGGCACCUGGAUCGUGCCAUGCUGCGCCUGGGCUUGGGCCAGCUGUCCGAGGAGGAGCUGAAAGCGGCUUGUUACCUCCGUGGCCUGAACUCCACUCAUCUCGGCAUGUCCGAGUGCAGAGCGUGGCUGGAGCAGUGGCUGGGGCUCUCCUGCAAGCUGCAAGCUUCCGAAGCUUCCCUCCUGGCGAACAGCAUGGUCCUGCUGUCCCUCAACUACAUCAGGGCCAAGGAGUGACGGCCGAGCCGCCGGCUGUGCACCCUCACCCCUGGCAUCGCGUGCCGACUCGGCGAUUCCCAGCCUGGCACCACAAAAAAACCCAAAACAACCCCCCCCCGCGCCGUUCGGUGAUGUGAAACCACAGCCCAGAGUCGGCAAGAGGGCCCUGAUGCUGCCGUGGGGGCGAAGACGCCGAUUCCUUCCCUCCUGCGCCGGAGGUUUGUGCCGGCACCGGCUCUUCUCUUCCCCUUCGUGCCGUCGGAGCGGGCUGGCGAUGCCGUGGGGCUGAGCCCCGUCCCUGCCUUCCCUCCGUCGGCGUCCGCUGUUACAGCUCUUCAACUGCGUCACUUGAACUACGGGAGGGGAGAACGAGCGUCUCCGCUGCCCGUGGACACUUCCCUUAGUUUCUCGUAGUAGUGAGCUCCGUUCAGCUUGGGUUUUGCUGCUCUGUGCCUCACACGGAGGGUUUUACUUAGUUUCUUUACUCCACUGAGUAGUCUUAAAUAUAAAAAUCUCCCUGAGGGGUUACGAAAAGACCCCAAAUCCUCCUGCGACCUUACCCAGAGCCUCGGCGGUGGGGGGGGAUUCCUGUGCUUUUGUUUGGCUGCGGCUGCCUCCCGGAGCAUCCCUGUCACUGCCCCUUGCCCGGGGAGCCCUCACCGCUGGCACUGGCUGAUGGAGGGAGGAGGCCGGGGCUGGAAACGCCGCUGCCGACACAGAUGGGGUUAGAAAAGCAGCGCUGAACGGCACCGCCGCCUUCAGCGGAGGCCACGGGCCUGCCUUCGUCCAGUUCUGCCUGAUUCGAUCUUAGCCCUGCGCUUUCUGCUCGGCGGAGGCGGCUUCGGUGGCGGCUCCCGGCUGCAGGCUGCGUUAAGGGCUUAGAACCCAGCGUGUCUCGCCUCGCCCCGUCGCUGCGUGAGAAAAGCCCAGCUGCCGAGUGAACUGAAACCAACUUCUCGGCGUUUUAUUAAAGCCAAAAGCAAGCGAGCGGCUCGAGCGGCGCUCCGGAGGCCCCUCCGCACCUCCUGCACCGUCAAAUGCUCCGUGUCCCACCCCCCGGCUCCUCCGCCCGUGGACGGGGCACGCCAACACCCGGAAAUUUUCCUUUUUUAAGCGUUAUUCGGGUGUAAAGGAGGAGUAGAAAUCACUCACCCGUGUGCCGGGCCAGCUCCGAGCUCCUCCCUCACCUCUUGGAGAAGAACACCCUUCCCUAACCCCCUGCCCUCGCUAUUUUUGCAGGAAUUCAAGCCCCCCACCAAGAGGAAUUCACCGGGGGGGUUUAAACCCCCUUGAAGACGCAACUCACCGUGCAAGUUUGAGCAUUUCUUUUAUUUUUACACUUAAAUAUUCUCUUUAAAUACAGCGUUAUCACCAUGAAAAGAACAGAAAAAGGGGGAAGAAAAAAAAAUAUGCGGAGGACAAGCUUUGGAUUCACACUGGAAAAUUAAAAAGCGAGAGCCACCUCAGCCAGUGUGAGAGGGGGAGGUUUGGGAGUCGCGGAGUCGCUGUUGAAGUAGGACGAGGAGCCGGGGGAUGCCUGGAUUUCGGCGGUGCGGUAGCGCCGCGGCUCCCGGCAGCAGCUCGGUAGCACCAGAGAGGAGACAGGGCUGUUUGGUUUCUUCCACAGCAACAAAUGGAGCAGGAGCCAGCGCGGAACCAGCAGCAGCAGCGGUGCGUACGGUUAAACCGAACAGAAAAAUAAUAAUAAAAGGCAGAAACGCGCUUUCAUUGCACUAUUAACAGCAUAGUUCUCUUUGUAAAAAUAGAAUAAAUCCUAUUAGUUCUUUGCUUAUUGUGAAAGCACCCAUCCUAACCGGCGUCUUAGGAUUCAUUCUGUCGGUUGACGGAGCCUCCGGGCUCGCCUAACGAGUCGCCUAACCAGCCGCCUCCCGGCGCGAGCGCGUCCUGACCUGGCUGCGGUGGCCGAGGGCUGGGACACGGAACUGGG
Molecule: messenger RNA, 3016 nt
Organism: Gymnogyps californianus (California condor)
Lineage: Eukaryota; Metazoa; Chordata; Aves; Accipitriformes; Cathartidae
Gene: LETMD1
Product: LETM1 domain containing 1
Exons: 9
Coding region: 1-1086 (361 amino acids)
Biological process (GO): intracellular monoatomic cation homeostasis
Cellular component (GO): mitochondrial inner membrane
Molecular function (GO): ribosome binding
Source: RefSeq, a predicted model, not a curated record